Molecule: messenger RNA, 2787 nt
Organism: Salvelinus fontinalis (brook trout)
Lineage: Eukaryota; Metazoa; Chordata; Actinopteri; Salmoniformes; Salmonidae
Product: zinc finger protein 501-like
Exons: 4
Coding region: 427-1989 (520 amino acids)
Biological process (GO): regulation of transcription by RNA polymerase II
Cellular component (GO): transcription regulator complex; PcG protein complex
Molecular function (GO): RNA polymerase II cis-regulatory region sequence-specific DNA binding; DNA-binding transcription factor activity, RNA polymerase II-specific
Source: RefSeq, a predicted model, not a curated record
AUAAUUUACUGGACGGAACGCUUCUUCACCAACAACGCGCCUACUCUUUCAACCGCCUCGGUAGCUUGCUAGCCAACAUAAAACAGAAAGAUUGACGCUUUAGACCAUGUUAAUGUACAUUAGCUAAUCUCAGUGUUGUAAACACAAUUCUGUUGACCUAUCUACUGUUUAACUUUAACCUAAUUUGCUUGUUCAAUUUGCAAACUUGUUAAAGAUUGAUGCUGAGCCUAGCACUAGGCUAGUCGCUAAUGCUAACUCGCUAGCUAACUCGCUAGCUAACAUCCUUGACCAUGAGCUCGCUAAACUACUCCUCCUGCUAAAGAAGAGGAGGUUUGCUGUACGGGGAAAGAAGCUCUGGCGCUGAACAUUGUCGUGGAAGAAGAAGAGGAGGGUAUUACAGUGAAAGAAGAGAAAGAACCUUUCAGAAUGAAAAAGGAGGAAGAGGAGGUUGUUAUAGUGAAGGAAGAAGAGGCUGUUAUAGUGAAGGAAGAAGAGAAAGAACCUUUCAGAAUGAAAAGGGAGGAAGAGGAGGCUAUCUCAAUAAAGGUGAAGAUGGAAGACGUUUUUGGAGUGAAAGAGGAGGAGACAGAAGAUCCGAUUAACACCACAGGAGAGAGACAUGACUAUGGUGGAUCCUCUGGGGAGCCUCAACAACAUCCUGAUGCUGACGAAUCAGAGAAGAGUCUCUCCAGAUCAGAACACCAGAUGGACAACGCUAGCCCUUCCCCCCUCCCGGAGUCCCCGUUUCGUGCCUCUCCUGGUAGCACCUUACUGCUGGGUAUGAAGAGGUUGUCUGUGCUGCUGGUGGACUGUAGGAAAACAACAGUGCUGAGUGGAACUGUGAGAGGAAGAGAAGAGAAGAAAGGAUCAGAUUUGACUCAACAAAGAGAAAGACCAGACUCAGAGGAACCAGAGCCAGGGACAUCCAAACCAGCAAGACGACACCAAUGCUCCCACUUUAGAAAGGGUUGUAACCGGUUAUGGGACCUGAAACAACACGAGAAAAUACACACAAGGGAGAAGCCUUACCACUGCUCCCAGUGUGGAAAGUGUUUCGGCAGGUCAGGGGAGCUGAAACAACAUGAGAGAAUACACACCGGGGAGAAGCCUUACCACUGCUCCCAGUGUGGAAAGUGUUUCGGCAGUUCAGGGAAGCUGAAACAACACGAGAGAAUACACACAGGGGAGAAGCCUUACCACUGCUCCCAGUGUGGAAAGAGUUUUAACCAGAAAGGAAACUUGAACCUCCACGAGAGAAUACACACAGGGGAGAAGCCUUACCACUGCUCCCAGUGUGGAAAGAGUUUUAACCAGAAAGGAAACCUGAACCUACACGAGAGAAUACAUACAGGGGAGAAGCCUUACCACUGCUCCCAGUGUGGAAAGUGUUUCAGCCAGUCAGGGGAGCUGAAACAACAUGAGAGAAUACACACCGGGGAGAAGCCUUACCACUGCUCCCAGUGUGGGAAGUGUUUCGGCAGUUCAGGGAAGCUGAAACAACACGAGAGAAUACACACAGGGGAGAAGCCUUACCACUGCUCCCAGUGUGGAAAGUGUUUCAGCCGUUCAGGGGACCUGAAACAACACAGGAGAAUACACACAGGGGAGAAGCCUUACCACUGCUCCCAGUGUGGAAAUGUUUUCGGCCGUUCAGGGGACCUGAAACAACACGAGAGAAUACACACAGGGGAGAAGCCUUACCACUGCUCCCAGUGUGGAAAGGGUUUCAGGCGUUCAGGGGAGCUGAAACAACACGAGAGCAUACACACAGGAGAGAAGCAUUACCACUGUUCCCAGUGUGGAAAGGGUUUCAAUCUGCCAGGGCAUCUGAAACGGCAUGAGAGAAUACACACAAGGGAGAAUCCUUAUCACUGCUCCCUGUGUGGAAAGCGUUUUAACCAGAAAAGCAACCUGAACCAACAUGAGAAAUUACACAGAGGGGAGAAGCCUUACCACUCCUCCCAGUGUGCAAAGUUUUUUCCCAUUUAGGAAGCCUGAAAGAACACAUGAGACUACGCACAGAAGAGAAGGCUUAGAAAUUGCUCAGACUGGGAAAACAUAUUACUCAUCACAGUCACUUAAACGUCAUGAGAGAAUCCACACAUAAGAGAAGAAUUACUUGUAUAUUGAUAUUUCACAUCUCAUUGACUUAAAAUUCAUCAGAGAACAUACACAGUGCUCCCAUUGUCUUAUAUUGUUGACUGAUAAUGUGUUUACUUGUUUUUACCAUAUGAAAUUAAAUGGUACAGGGUAUACUCAAACAUAUAUUUGUUUGUUUUUAUUAGAAAACAUGAAUUUAAUAUGGAGUAUGUCAGUUUGAAUAUAAAGUAGAUCAGAUUCCAUGUGUUUAAAUGGUCCUUUUUUAAACUCUUUGUGUGUGUUUAUCUGGGUGUGUCAUUCCUCCAGCACUACAGAAAGUCAAGUGAUAUUUGGAUGUGAUGCAUUUGUUCCAUUGUUUACAUUUGCAAUGUUGGCCCACUGAUGAUUUAAUGAAAUUAAAAUGUUCACAGACUCUGUAAUGGAACAUGUUAAUUGUAUGUGUCCACAUAACUGAGUAUGUGACUAGCCUUGUGAAACUGUCCUAUUAUAAUCUCCUGUUCCUGGGAGUAUCAUCCUGUGUUGCAAACCAGCUGCACCUGCUUCCUUGUAUGAAUAAAGUCCCUCCCAGGAACAGGAAACUAUAAAGAUAUGUGCUCAUCACCCAAUGCUUCAGGAAUUCAGACUGUCUACACUGCGCUGUGUAACUGUUAUUCUCUCUGAGCUCAGAAAUAAAGAAUCUUGGUUUGA